Molecule: messenger RNA, 2846 nt
Organism: Drosophila obscura
Lineage: Eukaryota; Metazoa; Arthropoda; Insecta; Diptera; Drosophilidae
Gene: Wdr33
Product: pre-mRNA 3' end processing protein WDR33
Exons: 9
Coding region: 226-2691 (821 amino acids)
Cellular component (GO): mRNA cleavage and polyadenylation specificity factor complex
Molecular function (GO): protein binding
Source: RefSeq, a predicted model, not a curated record
UGGCACACUUGGUCACACUGGGCACCGAGCGGAAUAUAUAGCACUUUCUGUCGCAAAAUAGCGCUUCUGAGACUUAACAUCGAUGUUUCUCCAGCUCUAAUCAUCUGUACAAGAAAAAAACGUCGACGACGCGUAGCGAGAAAUUCGGUAAGGGAAGUAAGAAGAGAAGCGUACCGUACGUUAAGCUAAGAAGGAAUACGCAAAUACACAGAAUAGCAAACAGCAAUGGACGUAUCACAGCCACCGCCUCAGUUGCUGACGGCGCCAUCUGCGCUGGCGACAAACUUCACAUCCCUUCCUCCUCCCUCGAUGGGCGGACAGCACUACAGACAUUACCAUCCCCAUCAUGGCUCCAACAAGCAUGGCUACAACCAGUUUAAGCCCUUCAUGCCGGGUGGCUUUCAGCGGCCCUUCGGCAUGUCCCAGGACGAUUUCGAUGGCAAGCGAUUGCGCAAAAGUGUAAUGCGAAAGACCGUGGACUACAAUGCGUCCAUCAUCAAGGCCCUGGAGAACCGCCUAUGGCAGCGUGAUCACAGGGAUCGACUGGCCCUGCAGCCCGAUAGCAUAUAUGUGCCUCAUAUGCUGCCGCCUUCCAGCUAUCUGGACAACCCCUCGAAUGCAGUGACGACGCGCUUUGUCAAGACGGCCACCAAUAAAAUGCGCUGUCCCAUCUUUACGCUAGCCUGGACGCCAGAGGGCAGGCGUCUGGUCACAGGAGCCAGCUCAGGCGAGUUUACGCUGUGGAACGGACUUACAUUCAACUUCGAGACGAUCCUUCAGGCCCACGAUAUAUCGGUGCGCACCAUGGUCUGGUCACACAACGACAGCUGGAUGGUAACCGGAGACCACGGCGGCUAUGUCAAGUACUGGCAGUCCAACAUGAACAACGUCAAGAUGUACCAGGCCCACAAGGAGGCCAUUAGGGGAAUAAGUUUUAGUCCAACGGACAGCAAGUUUGUCAGCGGCAGUGAUGACGGCACUCUGCGGAUCUGGGACUUUAUGCGCUGCCAAGAGGAGCGAGUGCUGCGAGGUCAUGGUGCCGAUGUCAAGUGCGUGCACUGGCAUCCUCACAAGGGAAUGAUCGUGAGUGGGAGCAAGGAUAACCAGCAGCCCAUUAAGAUCUGGGACCCCAAGAGCGGGAUUGCCCUGGCCACGCUACAUGCCCACAAGUCCACGGUGAUGGAUCUCAAAUGGAAUGACAAUGGAAACUGGCUGGUCACCGCCUCGAGGGAUCAUCUGCUGAAGCUCUUCGACAUACGGAAUCUGCGGGAGGAGGUCCAGGUGUUCCGUGGCCACAAAAAGGAGGCCAGCUCUGUGUCCUGGCACCCCAUUCACGAGGGCCUCUUCUGCUCCGGCGGCUCCGAUGGAUCCAUUCUGUUUUGGAAUGUUGGAACGGAUAAGGAAAUUGGCAGCGUGGAGACGGCCCAUGACAGCAUUGUGUGGACUCUGGCCUGGCACCCGCUUGGGCACAUUCUGUGCUCCGGCUCGAACGAUCACACAAUUAAGUUCUGGACCAGAAAUCGUCCGGGAGAUCUUAUGCGUGACAAAUACAACCUGAACACAUUGCCCGCCAGCUUGGCUGCAUUGGAUGAGUGUGAAUACGAUGAUGCCAUAAUACCCGGCAUGGGACCUGAGGACAGGGUGGAGUUUACCGAAAGCCUCACAGCCGAUAAGGGCUUCAUUCCCGGCCUGGAUCUGGAUCCCAGCAAGGCUCUCAGCGAUCGGGACAGGGAGAAGAAGGUGCCCUACAGCAAGCCCAUACCACGGAACUUCCAGGUGCAGUGGGCGGGUCCUCGCCGCGCCGACGAUCCGAGUGUGCUCACAAUCCACGAGGAACUGGCAGCUCGUGAGGCCAAGGACUUUUCCAACGGCCUGACGCACCAGCAGAUAAGCGAAAACACCCUGGAGGGCAUUCUGGCCAGUGGCAUGCUGAACGGCCUCGAUCCACACACAAUUGUCGGCGUUUUUGCCUACAAUCGCUUCAUUCGCGUGCAUCCCGAUUCGCGUCUGAUGGGGGCCAUACGUCAGGGAGCGGACUUCCUCAACAAGUACGUCGACGCUGGCAAGUUGGAGGAACUGAGCGAUGUGGUGCCCCUGAAGGAUCGAUCAAGAUCUGUCUCCCCCGCGGUGGAGGUUCGCGGCGAGGUGGCCUCGCCCCCAACGAAGAAGUCCCGCUUCGAGCCCCGACAGCACAACGCACAGUUGGUAUGCGUGCGCGAGCUGCUGCUCCUGAAGAAGCCCUUCCUGCCCUCGCUCGUCACCGCCAAGGCCCAACAGCCCAAUACGGAGUUUGUGGAUGAGCCCCCAUUGGAGCAGCGCGAGCGGGAGAGAGAGAGGGACCGCGACCGCGAUCGCGAGAGGGAACGGGAUCGAGAUCCAUCCCAAUCAAACAGACCCAAUCCAUGGGCUGCCAAUGCUCCCUGGUCGAACAAUGGAAACGGUGGGAGCGGAGGCGGAGGGAAUGGCGGCAAUGGCUCAAACGGCUUCAGCAACAACGGCCCUGAGAACUUCAACGAGCGAGAGCGGGACCAGUUUCCGAAGAGUGGCAACAACAACAACUCAAACAGCGGCGGACAGCAACGCCGCAGGCGUGGCAACAACAACUCCGGAUCCAGUGGCGGAGGUGGAGGCGGUGGCAGUGGUGGCAGCGGGAGCGGAAGAAAUCGGGGGCGAAACAACAGACGCUUCUAAACAGAAUCAAAUCCAGGAACCAUCCACACUGAUCCACACAUUCUCUAAUUGUAAGCCGACUCCUUUCGUUGACUCAAUCACGCAUGCAACAUUGCUUUUUAAUGCGAACACUCGCCUUGUAUUGUUUUAGAAAGAAAAGAAACUGAUUUGUAAUA